AGCACUGACAAAACCCCACUAAACCCAGAAAGCGUCCAUACAGUUCGCAAAUGGAGAUGGAGAUCGAUCCACCGACGGCCGAACUCCAAAUCAAAGACGAAGACUUGUUCAGAGCCGCCGAAUCAGGCGAGGCUUCGCUCUUCAAAUCUCUCUCUCAAGAUCAUCUCCUCAAAGUCCUCUCUCUACGAAACGAAGACGACCGAUCCCUCCUUCACGUCGCCGUCUCCUUUGGCCAAGCCCAGGUGGUGGAGAUACUAUCAGCUGCUGAUCCAUCGGUUAGCGGUGUAAACAGUACUGAUGAGGAAGGCUGGUCACCGCUACACUCUGCGUCUAGCAGUGGGAAUCUGGAAAUUGUGGAGAUUUUGGUUGGAAGAGGAGCUGAUGUUAAUUUGAAGAAUGAUGGUGGUCGUACUGCUCUUCACUAUGCUGCUAGCAAGGGUUGGCUGAAAAUAGCUGAAAUUUUGCUUUCACAUGGUGCAAAAGUCAAUUUGAAGGACAAGGUUGGAUGCACCCCAUUGCAUCGUGCAGCAAGCACAGGGUACUCAGAGGUGUGUGAACUCUUAAUUGAGGAAGGAGCAGAGGUUGAUGAUGUUGAUAAAGCAGGUCAAACUCCUCUUAUGAGUGCAGUGAUAUGCGAUAAUAAAGAGGUAAAUGUUGCCGGAUUUUCAAAGGUCGAUGCCUUUAAGCCUUGUGCAGGAUAUGUUUAUGUGUAUUUAUGCUUCCAUCAAGGUAUACUAAACUCAUCCUACUUUGUCUUUUGCAUGUAUUUUUUAUACUUCUGUAGUUGGUCUAUAAUUCCUUGAGUUUCUUUUUUCAACUGUUAUGUUUUCUGGAGUUGAGUUAAGUUGUAUUGUACUACCUCUACCUUCAUUACCUUUGUUUAGUACUUACCUUGCUUCCAUUUUGAGGGUGCAUUUAGACGAAGGAUUCUGGAUGGGAUAUGGAAGUUCCAUGUUUUUUGCUUGAAAAUUUCUUAUUAUUGACUAGUGUUGGAUAUGCGCUAUAUUCUUGAACAUGUUAUUAACACCUUUUUGUAGGUUUUUUUUUUUUUUUCCAGUCUUGUAUUUGUAAGCACUUUCUACCCAAGCUCCAUUAAGGGUAAACACGGUAAGCCUUUUUUCAGGCAUUGAAAAUUUCUUCUCUCUUGAAGAUGGUUCAGCCUUGUAACUUGAGUAUACAAAUACCGAAAAGACUAUAUAAAUACCUUGACCAAUCUGAGGAAUUUCCAUGCAUCUGUAUUCUGUACUAUUGUAAUUCAUUAAGUUUGGGAAUCGAGAUACACUGCACGUGUGUAAUUAGUUAAUGUACUUCUACAGCAGCGCAGCAUUGCAAUACAUCAGAGCCAUUUAGGACAUGUGUGCCAGCAAGAGCUCUCAAAAUUUUGGAGGGUUGCUCUCCUCCUCAUAAGACAUGGAGCAAAUGUGGAUGCAGAAGACAAGGAAGGGUACACUGUGCUUGGUCGAGCUUCUGCUGAUCUUAGACCAAUAUUAGUCGAUGCUGCACAGGCCAUGCUUGAAGGAUGAACUUGAUGGAAGGGCUACUGAAUUUAUAGAGGAAAAACUCUGGUCAUGGAAUCCUACUGGUCUUCUUUUUCUUUUCAAUGUGCAAUUUGUCUGAUUUUCGACAAGUCUAUUUGACCAAUGAAAGGAGUAGUAUUCUCUUUUAUUCCAAUCGUGCAUGGUCGAGACUUAAAAUUUGUGUUUCUUUAUACGCAGAAUUUAUCUCAUAGCAGCCUAUGUAGAACCUUUAAUUGGUUACCCACCUUGACACAGGUAAAAAAGUUGUUAGUUAUCUGCCAUGUAUGCAUGGUAGCAUCACUUUGGUUU
Messenger RNA from Ilex paraguariensis (yerba mate), 1826 nucleotides. NCBI's taxonomy places the organism in Eukaryota, Viridiplantae, Streptophyta, Magnoliopsida, Aquifoliales, Aquifoliaceae. The record is from the annotation of a GenBank genome assembly.